Molecule: messenger RNA, 520 nt
Organism: Lates calcarifer (barramundi perch)
Lineage: Eukaryota; Metazoa; Chordata; Actinopteri; Centropomidae
Gene: lsm6
Product: LSM6 homolog, U6 small nuclear RNA and mRNA degradation associated
Exons: 4
Coding region: 114-356 (80 amino acids)
Biological process (GO): maturation of SSU-rRNA; mRNA splicing, via spliceosome
Cellular component (GO): U6 snRNP; P-body; sno(s)RNA-containing ribonucleoprotein complex
Molecular function (GO): RNA binding
Source: RefSeq, a predicted model, not a curated record
UGAUGUAUUUCUCUAAUCUUUUCGUCCCCACUCGGCCGCCGUACAACACACGUCUCUGAUUGGUCCAUGCCAAACACAAUCGUUCGGAAAACGUCCACCGGAUCACAGUCAAGAUGAGUUUGAGAAAGCAGACCCCGAGUGACUUUCUGAAGCAGAUAAUUGGCAGACCGGUGGUCGUCAAGCUGAACUCUGGUGUCGAUUAUAGAGGUGUCCUGGCCUGCCUGGAUGGUUACAUGAACAUUGCCAUAGAGCAGACAGAGGAGUAUGUCAACGGGCAGCUCAAGAACAAGUAUGGAGAUGCUUUUCUAAGAGGAAACAAUGUUCUGUACAUCAGCACCCAGAAGAGGAAAGUGUAGAGAAGAUCAUUAUGUGUUUUAAUUUUUAUUUUCCAGUAUUCAGUGCGUCAGUGGACAACUGUUCCAUGGUCCUAUGUUUUUGGUUUUGUAAAGCCUGAAGUCCUAAAGAAUUGUUUGUUUUUUUGUAAACUGAAAUAAGUUAAUAAAUCCUGAGUUUUGAUCUA